AUGGACAAAGAACUUGACCGACUAGAGCGCCUGCAAAUUAUUUCACCUGUGGAGUAUUUUGAGUGGGUGGCUCCAAUAGUCGUAGUACGAAAGACCAGUGGCAUUGUUCGCAUAUGUGACGACUAUUCAACUGGAUUGAACGAUCGGCUCCAGUCACUCCAGUAUCCCCUCCCGCUACCACAAGACGUCGUUACGAAACUCUCCAAUUAUACAGUGUUCAGACAGAUCAAUUUAUCUGAUGCUUUUCUUCAGAUAGAAGUGGAGGAACGCUGCCGCCAAUUACUCGUCAUCAACACCCAUCGGGGGCUGUAUCACUACAACAUGUUGCCUCCUGGUGUCAAAGCUGCGCCGAGAGCAUUCGAGCGCUGA
Toxorhynchites rutilus septentrionalis is the source of this 369-nucleotide messenger RNA. RefSeq lists its product as uncharacterized. NCBI's taxonomy places the organism in Eukaryota, Metazoa, Arthropoda, Insecta, Diptera, Culicidae. The record is from RefSeq and is a predicted model, not a curated record. The coding region runs from base 1 to 369 and encodes 122 amino acids. The transcript has a single exon.